Prorocentrum cordatum is the source of this 1103-nucleotide messenger RNA. The record is from the annotation of a GenBank genome assembly. Lineage: Eukaryota; Dinophyceae; Prorocentrales; Prorocentraceae.
AGGAGGCCUCCGGCUCAGGCCCGCCUCCUGCGCCGCCGCCGCGCGCGGCCCCCGCGCGCCGAUCGGCCCCGCCCGCUCGGGGGGGGAGGCCGCGAUGGGCUGCGCGGGGUCGGCGAGCGGCGCGGGCAAGGAGGCGCUGGCGAAGGUCGAGAAUGAGCUGGACGCGCUCGGCGAGGCCCGCGCCGACGUGCCGACGCUGGAGAGGAUGUCCAAGGAACUGAAAGGUGCCUUCAGCGAGGUAGUGACCGCAGGUGCAAGGGACGUGGGGUCCCUGCGCAGGAUAGAGGUCCUCAGCGAGAAGAUCCUGACCCGGCUAAAGAAGGAGAUCGGUGGCCACACGGACAGCGCCGAGAAGAGGGCAGAGCUGCUAAAGGUAGCGAAGAUCCUUGACUCGAUGCGCGCCACCAGGGCGUCGACUUCCAUCGAGGAUGCCUACUCCGAGCGGAAGAAGGAGAGCGUCGCAAAGGACGAGGACGCGGCCAGGGAACCCUACCAGAAGCUGAAGGAGGCCUACGCGAAGAUCAACGGCCCCACCGCGGUGGUGCCCAACCUCGCCGAGGUGCUGGACGCCGUCGAGCAGGUGCACCUGACGGCGCCCGAGAGCGCGAAGGUCACUGAGAGCCUGAUCAAAACAGUGACGCAGCUGACCGAGAAGGUGCUUAAGUGCCAGCCGCAGUCGUGGGGCAAGUCCGCGGCAGAGGCGGUGCAGGUGCUGGCGCAGUCCAAGAGGCUCGACGAGCUUGCGACCAAGAUGGUGGUCAUCCUGAGUUCCAGCUGGGAGCCCCCGCUGCACCCGGAGGUGGCGCACCGGACGAGCGUCGCCGCCCAGAGGCAGUGCGCCGAGCAGCUCGACGCUGUGGAGCAGAACCUCGAGAGAAAGAGCCCCGGGGGCGCCUACCCGCACAUGGAGCAGGUCCAGGCCUGGUUCGACCUGUUGCCGGAGGACCACUCCAUGAUGGACCGGGUAGUGGGCGUCUUCGGCUCCGUCGACCUCGGGACCGUCCAGCGCUUCAAGGAGGCCAUCAAGAAGGACGACCGCGCGCGGGCCACGGAACUGCGCGGCCUGGCGAAGCAGUUCGAUGCCCUCCGGGGGCAGUUCAAGG